Molecule: messenger RNA, 1452 nt
Organism: Capsella rubella
Lineage: Eukaryota; Viridiplantae; Streptophyta; Magnoliopsida; Brassicales; Brassicaceae
Product: pentatricopeptide repeat-containing protein At3g18970
Exons: 1
Coding region: 6-1430 (474 amino acids)
Biological process (GO): RNA modification
Molecular function (GO): RNA binding; protein binding
Source: RefSeq, a predicted model, not a curated record
UGCUUAUGAGCUCUGUUUUUCCUGGACCAAGAUUUGUGUCCUUGUUGAAUCAGAACUCGAAAACUCUGUUUCAGGCUAAGCAAAUCCAUGCUCAACUGAUAAUCAAUGGCUGCCAAGAUAAUUCUCUUUUCGGCAAGCUUAUAGGCCAAUACUGUUCAAAGCCAUCGACAGAAAGCUCCAAGCUUACUCAUUUGCUGGUGUUUCCUCGAUUUGGCCAUCCUGACAAGUUUCUCUUCAACACAUUGCUUAAAUGUAGCAAACCAGAGGACUCAAUUCGAAUUUUCACCAGCUGGGCAUCAAAAAGUUCGUUGCUUUAUCUCAAUGAGCGCACGUUUGUCUUCGUUCUUGGCGCUUGUGCUAGGUCAGCUUCGUCGUCAGCGUUACGGGUUGGUAGAAUUGUUCAUGGUAUGGUGAAAAAGCUUGGAUUUCUCUAUGAAUCUGAGCUGAUUGGAACCACUUUACUCCAUUUCUACGCUAAGAAUGGGGAUUUACGUUACGCGAGGAAGGUGUUUGAUGAAAUACCUGAGAGAACCUGUGUUACAUGGAACGCAAUGAUCGGUGGAUAUUGUUCACAUAAGGACAAAGGGAAUCACAAUGCUAGAAAGGCUAUGAUUUUGUUUCGGAGGUUCUCUUGCUGCGGUAAUGGAGUUAGACCUACUGAUACAACCAUGGUUUGUGUUCUUUCAGCCAUUUCUCAGACGGGUUUGCUCGAAAUUGGUUGUCUAGUUCAUGGUUACAUAGAAAAACUCGGUUUCACUCCUGAAGUUGAUGUCUUCAUUGGUACUGGACUUGUCGACAUGUACUCAAAGUGCGGGUGCUUAAAUAGCGCCUUCUCUGUGUUUGAGUUAAUGAAAGUGAAGAAUGUCUUGACAUGGACUUCACUGGCAACAGGGCUAGCUCUCAAUGGAAGAGGAAACGAAACACAAAAUCUUCUAAACCGAAUGGCGGAAUCUGGGAUCAAACCAAACGAGAUAACUUUCACUAGCUUGCUAUCUGCUUAUCGUCAUAUAGGUCUUGUUCAAGAAGGAAUCGAGCUGUUCAUAAGCAUGAAGACAAGAUUUGGUAUCACACCGGUGAUUCAACACUACGGAUGCAUUGUAGAUCUUCUUGGUAAAACAGGGCGGAUACAAGAAGCUUAUGAUUUUGUUUUAGCUAUGCCUAUAAAACCAGACGCUAUCUUGUUAAGAAGUCUCUGCAAUGCGUGCAGCAUUUAUGGAGAGACUGUAAUGGGUGAAGAGAUCGGAAAGGCUCUCCUCGAGAUAGAACAAGAGGAGAAGAAGAAGUUUUCGUUUUCAAGUUCUGAAUGUGAAGAUUAUGUAGCUUUAUCGAAUGUGUUAGCUCAUAAAGGGAAAUGGUUAGAGGUAGAGAAGCUGAGGAACGAGAUGAAAGAAAGAAGAAUAAAAACAAGACCAGGUUUCAGUUUUGUUUAAAAUAGCUUGUUACAGGUCAGGA